CACGCGUGUGGAAACACUCCAAAACCUUUAUCUUGACAUCCUCUUGUGCGAUCUUGAGAUAGCAAAUCACAUGAGAUGCUCUUCGCAAAGGGAAUCUCUGCCUAUAAAAGCAUGGCUUUGUUCUCAAACUUCUGACCACCAUAAGGUUUUUUAUUUUUCAUUAGUUGACAGUAUUCAUCAUGGUCACAUCCCAUCUUUAUGCGAAUGACGGUCGCCCACAUCCAUUUGAUCCUCUCUCGUUGGCCGAAAUUGAGUGUGCGGUCGCCAUCGUUCGGAAAGAGCACGGUGACCAACUGGCUUUCAAUGCCGUAACCCUCUCAGAACCCAAAAAAAAGGACAUGCUAAUAUGGUUGGCGGAUCCUGAAAACGCGGACCGCCCACUGCGAGCAGCUGAAGUGGUAGUUGUGCAUAAGAAGGGGUUUUUAUAUGAUGGGGUUGUGGAUUUGGAGAAUGGGAAAAUCGUAAAGUGGGAGACGAUUGAGGGACAACAGCCCACGAUUACCAUGGAAGACUUACAGAAUACAGAAAAAAUCGUGCGCUCGGACCCAAAAGUCAUUGCCCAAUGCGAGAUCUUGGGUAUUCCAAAAGAGGACAUGGAUAAAGUCUAUUGUGACCCUUGGACAAUCGGAUACGAUGAGCGAUUUGGCAACAAAGUCCGGCUCCAACAGGCCUUAAUGUAUUAUCGACCGCAUCCUGACGAUUGUCAAUACGCCUUUCCUCUCGAUUUUUGUCCCAUCGUGAACCCCGAAACACAAGAAAUCAUUCACAUUGAUGUUCCGCCUGUGCGUCGCCCCAUCAACACAAUUCCUAGCAAUUACCAUCCAGAGGCCAUUAAAGCAGAUGGUGGAUAUCGGACAGAUAUUAAAACGCUCAACAUUACUCAACCAGAAGGCGUCAGCUUUUCGAUGGCCGGACGAGCCAUUACUUGGCAAAAUUUCAAUUUUGUUAUUGGCUUCAACUACCGGGAAGGAAUAGUGCUACAUAACAUUACCUACAACGACAAGGGCAAGGUUCGGCCCAUGUUUUACCGGAUCAGCUUGGCGGAGAUGGUCGUCCCCUAUGGAAAUCCCGAGCAUCCCCAUCAGAGGAAGCACGCCUUUGAUCUGGGUGAAUAUGGGGCUGGAUAUAUGACGAACUCGCUAUCUCUCGGCUGCGACUGCAAAGGGGCCAUUCAUUACCUCGAUGCCGCAUUUGUGAACCGUGCCGGCUCUGCAAUCACGGUGAAGAACGCAAUAUGUAUCCAUGAAGAGGAUGACGGAAUCCUCUUUAAACAUACAGAUUUCCGAGAUGGCUCGUAUAUUGUUACUCGGGGUCGCAAGCUGGUGGUCUCCCAGAUUUUCACGGCGGCCAAUUAUGAAUAUUGUGUUUAUUGGAUAUUCCACCAGGAUGCCACGAUACAGUUAGAUAUUAAGUUGACAGGCAUCUUGAACACAUACGCGAUGGCACCUGGAGAAGAUACGAAAGGAUGGGGAACAGAAGUUCACCCUGGUGUUAAUGCUCAUAAUCACCAGCACCUAUUUUGCCUUCGCUUGGACCCCCAAAUUGACGGUAAUGAGAAUACUGUGAUGCAAGUCGAUGCUAUGCGAGGACCAGGUGAAGUUGGGUCCGCGGAAAAUAAAUACGGAAAUGCCUUUUACGCGCAAAAGACAAAGUUUACCACCGUCAAGGAGGCCAUCGCGGAUUAUGAUGGGAGUACAUCGAGGACUUGGGAUAUAUGCAAUAUGUCAAAAUUGCACCCUUAUUCAGGCAAACCUGCAUCUUAUAAGCUUGUUUCUCGAGAAGUCCCUCAGUUCAUGCCAAAGGAAGGUGGCUUAUGCUGGAAGCGUGCAGGAUUUGCCAGACAUGCCCUGCAUGUCACAAAGUACGAUGAUGCUCAAGUACAUCCGGCUGGCAGACACGUCCCUCAAACCUCAGGGGACCCGUCGCGAGGUCUCACGGAAUGGAUUCAGGCUAACCCGGACCAGAAUAUUGAUAAUGAGGAUAUUGUCGUCUGGCACACGUUUGGUCUGACACACUUUCCAGCUCCUGAAGAUUUCCCAAUCAUGCCUGCGGAGCCAAUGACAGUGUUGUUGAGACCCAGGCACUUUUUCCGCAGGAAUCCAGCUUUGGAUGUGCCACCUAGCUAUUCCGUCACCCCGACCGAGGCUGCGAAAGGGGCUGCGGGAUGGGAUGGAACGGAUCGGCACAGUAUAAAUGCUUUGGCGGAAACGAAUGGAUGUUGUGCAAAGUGAAAUGUUGCACUGUGGGCACGCGAGAAUACGUGUAGGCAAUGAGAACAAAAGUGGUUUCCAUUAUACUACAAAAAACUAGGAGGGAGAGCUUGCAAGAAGGAAUUGAAUUGUAUUUAGUUCAGAAGUUGGAUGGAUGUGAGUUGGCGUAACGACCCAGAGCCAGUACUAACAUAGUCAGUAAACAUGUGUAAUUAUCACCACCAUUCCCCACGUAUCAGGGAUCCUUGAUCAGCGAGAAACUGAAUUUACAAUGGCUG
Messenger RNA from Spizellomyces punctatus DAOM BR117, 2488 nucleotides. RefSeq lists its product as uncharacterized. The coding region runs from base 180 to 2231 and encodes 683 amino acids. Gene Ontology annotation, biological process: amine metabolic process. Gene Ontology annotation, molecular function: copper ion binding; primary methylamine oxidase activity; quinone binding. The transcript has 6 exons. NCBI's taxonomy places the organism in Eukaryota, Fungi, Chytridiomycota, Chytridiomycetes, Spizellomycetales, Spizellomycetaceae. The record is from RefSeq and is a predicted model, not a curated record.